Cinclus cinclus is the source of this 717-nucleotide messenger RNA. RefSeq names its product crystallin beta B1 (gene CRYBB1). The record is from RefSeq and is a predicted model, not a curated record. The coding region runs from base 1 to 717 and encodes 238 amino acids. Gene Ontology annotation, molecular function: structural constituent of eye lens. NCBI's taxonomy places the organism in Eukaryota, Metazoa, Chordata, Aves, Passeriformes, Cinclidae. The transcript has 5 exons. Gene Ontology annotation, biological process: lens development in camera-type eye; visual perception.
AUGUCUGAGACCACAAAACCCGCUGCUCCCAGCCAGGCUGUGGAUGAGAAGGAGAAGGCGGCUCCUGCGCCAACUCCAUCCCUCGACCCCGCUCCUGUCGCAAACAGCAAGGGCGAGGAGCCCUCCCCAGAAGCCUUCAGGAUCAUUGUCUUCGACCAGGAGAACUUCCAGGGCAGGCAGAUGGAGUUCACUGCCGAGUGCCUGAACCUGGCUGACCGUGGCUUCGACCGGGUGCGCAGUGUCAUUGUCACCUCUGGACCCUGGGUGGCCUACGAGCAGGCCAACAUGCGUGGGGAGAUGUUCAUCCUGGAGAAGGGCGAGUACCCUCGCUGGGACACCUGGUCCAGCAGCUACCGGAGCGACUGCUUCAUGUCCAUGCGUCCCAUCAAAAUGGAGGCUGAGGACCACAAAAUCUCCCUCUAUGAGUCUGCUGACUUCAAGGGCAACAAGAUGGAAAUCCAGGAGGAUGAUGUGCCCAGCCUCUGGGCUUACGGCUUCUGCGACCGCGUGGGCAGCGUGCAGGUGCCCAGUGGAACUUGGGUCGGGUACCAGUACCCUGGCUACAGAGGCUACCAGUACCUCUUUGAGACCGGAGACUUCCGACACUGGAAUGAGUGGUCUGCCUUCCAGCCCCAGAUCCAGUCCAUCCGCCGCAUCCGGGACAUGCAGUGGGACCAGAAGAGCACCUUUGUCACUCCCGACGCGCCCUCCGACUGA